Molecule: messenger RNA, 372 nt
Organism: Pterocles gutturalis (yellow-throated sandgrouse)
Lineage: Eukaryota; Metazoa; Chordata; Aves; Pterocliformes; Pteroclidae
Gene: NINJ2
Product: ninjurin 2
Exons: 2
Coding region: 10-372 (120 amino acids)
Biological process (GO): cell adhesion; tissue regeneration
Cellular component (GO): membrane
Source: RefSeq, a predicted model, not a curated record
CAGAUCCAGAUGAACGUCAACCACUACGCAACGAAGAAGAGCGUGGCGGAGAGCAUGCUGGACAUGGCGUUGUUCAUGGCGAAUGUCACGCAGCUCAAAGCAGUGGUGGAGCAGGGGACAUCCUUCCAGUACUACACCACCCUCAUCGUGCUCAUCAGCAUCUCCCUCUUCUUCCAGGUGGUGAUUGGGAUUCUCCUCAUCAUCUCUGCUCGUUUGAACUUGAAUGAUGUUGAAAAGCAACCCAGCCUGGAUAUACUCAACAACAUUGCCACAGCUCUCGUCUUCGUCACAGUCAUCAUCAACAUCUUCAUCACGGCCUUUGGGGUGCAGAAGACUGGCCUCUACCCUACCAGGAGCUUUCGACCUUAUUAA